AUGCUGUGGCGUGAAUAUGUCACUAUAUUAAUUCUUUUAUUGCAUGUAAUUAAAACAGGUAAAUUAAGCGGAUUGGGUUAUGUAACACAGAUUAUAACAAAAAUUCUUAAAAAUCGUAAGGCUGAUAAAUUAAAACUAAAGGAUUCAAAUAUAGGUUUAUUUGAUAUGGCAAUGAUAAAUGGAACUUCAUUUGAUAUUUGGAUGUCUCAACUUGAACGAACAAAAGCAUCGAUUAAUAAUUAG
Adineta steineri is the source of this 243-nucleotide messenger RNA. The record is from the annotation of a GenBank genome assembly. NCBI's taxonomy places the organism in Eukaryota, Metazoa, Rotifera, Eurotatoria, Adinetida, Adinetidae.